This is a messenger RNA of Moneuplotes crassus, 4182 nucleotides long. The record is from the annotation of a GenBank genome assembly. Lineage: Eukaryota; Ciliophora; Spirotrichea; Euplotida; Euplotidae.
CCUUGAUAAUUUUUACUAAAAUUAAAAUAUGGCGCUAAAGUCUGGAGCAUCGCGGAACAAUGAUCAAAUGGUCAUUGAUGAUGAUCAAUCCGAUAAUGAAAGUCAAAGUGAAGAAAUUAUGCAAGAAUUGAAUACUAUGUUUCUCAAAGCAAUAGACCUUGGAGGUAAAAAAUUCAAAGUUGAAUGGAAAUCUCGAAUCAUAGAGAUGUUGGAUGCAAACUCAGAAUCUUUAAAGCAGUUUAUCUUGCAUAUUUUCACCCAAAUCCUUCAGUUUUCAAAGCCAGAUUCUCAGUUGAAGCCUUUAUAUGACUUUCUGAGUCAUGUUUUCACUCAUUUUUCAAAAAGCAGUAGCUUAAAUACAGAAAACCUUGAAGACAUGCUUGAUGACCUGCUUGGAUUUCUCUUGGAUGUAAGCACAAAUGGGAGUCAGGUAAAGUUUCAAGUCAGAAGUCUGAAACUUUUACUGAUAAUCUUGAACAACAUCGGCAGAGAUUUCUGUCAAGAGUACUUCAAAAGUAAUGAAAAGUUGCAAGAGGAAGCAAUUCAAAUGCUUUAUGUCAAUUUUGCAAAUAAAAAUGACAGGGUUUUGAACAGCUGCUUCCAGCUUUACAAAGAUAUAUUUAGAGGUUUCAUACGUGAGAUCCACAUGAUCUUUGAUGACCUCUUCUUGAAAGUAGCUUUUACCAAUCCCAAGAGUGAGAUCAGGGAGAAAAGUAUAAGAAUGAUGAAUCUUUCUAAAGCCAAAGUGUUUAAAAUCCACGAACUUUGAAUGGAUAAAGAGCCGAACGUCAGAACUGCUCUGUACGAGAAGCUUCAAGGCCAGAUGCAUGUUUUCAAAAUUCCUGAAGGGAAGCUCUAUAGGUUCAUUACAAGAGGCUUAAGUGAAAAUGAUUCUAGAGCAAAGAACUCCUUUUACAAUUUCUUACUGAGUUUUUGAGUGAAGUCUCCUGAAGAAGAGGUUAAAGAAUGCUCCAAAGAUGAAAGUGAUGAAGAGGCAUACGAUUUUCAAGAUAAUCCCAGAGAUGGUGUCUCUAAAAUUCAUCUUAAUUAUGAUUUUAAGUAUGAAGGAUCAAGAGAGAAGCAAGUUAAGAUGACUAUAUUUGAAAUUUUCCAAAAACUAAAAAUUCAUAAAACUCAUUACAUUGAUGGAUUCAGUGAUCUCCCUCUUAGAUAUAUGAACUUUGUAUUCACUACAUUUGACCGUGAAGAUGUCUUAAAAUGUGUAGAAAGUGUCUACAAAACAAUCAUUGAAGUAAUUGUGCAGGGAAAAUAAAGGAAAAUCAGUCUUUUUCUCCCACUUUUCCUUUAUUAGGAUAGCAAUGGAAUGCACAAAGAUACUCCUUCAGGACAUCGAAGAAGGAUAUGACUCACUUGACCCUAUAAUACCAGAAAUAGACGAUUAUGAGAAAGUAUUUGAGUAUUUCACUAAAAAUUCAAUUCCAAAAAGAGAAGAGCUGGAGAUUCUGAGUGAAUGGAGUAAGUACUCCUUGCACAUGCCUCACUCGAUCCCCUCAAUUCAUGAGUCGAUUAAGAACUUAUUUCUGAACUACAUCUCAGACUCAGACCCUUCGAUCCAGCAUUACACUAAAAUCAUCAACAAGGCGCUUCAGGAUGAGUUUGAAAAUGAAAGAGACAUCCACGAUAUAGAGUACUGUCAGACAACACCUCGAAAUUUCAAGAAUAUUUACCUUAAGAAGAGGACAAUCAACACUCUGUGCAAGCCGGUUACCUCAAACCUGUUCAUAUCCGAUCCAGAUGACGUCUGCGUGAUUAUGAUAAUCGUCUUGUUCCAAAUUUCGCUCAGUGAGAUCCCUGAGUUCAUCAGCAGCGUAAAGGACGCUAUUAGGACCAUUCGUGAGGAUCUUGAAACUGAAUUUGAUGAGAACCAAGCUGAGGACCAGAUCGAGUCGAGCAUCCCUCAACUGAAAUUUAUUUAUGAAAAAGACCUUAACAAGCAUAUUGAAAGAAUCACUGAGUUGACCGAGACGAAGAGAAUGAGCUCAAAUUUGCCUAAGGAUGAGCAAAGGAAAAUCGAUGAGAAGUUUGGAGAAACCAUCUCCAAAAUUCAGUCUGUAAAGAAAAAUCUUGAGAACUGUAGUCUUCACGAAAAGAUCAUUAACAGAAGGACUCUUAAGAUAAUUCAGAUCUUGUGCCAACUGACUGUGAAGAAUGGCACUGAUGAUCACACCAUGACCUGGGUUGGAGGGUGCGUCAUUGAGCAUAUCAAGAACAAAGAUAUAGAGAACAUCGAUAUUUGACUCUCGAUUAUUGUUGAUAUCCUUCUAUUUGACAAGGAUUUAUCUGCAUCUUUUUUGAGAAUUUAUCAAACUAUGAUAGCCAACAGUGGAGCGACUCCUGACCAGAUUAUAGAAGAGAAUACAAAAGUUCCUCAGAUUAUUACAAUAAUCAAAGCUUUGUUUGAUAUGUUCUGCAUUCUAGAAAAUAUUGGGCUUGAUUGAGCUGAUGAUUACACCUUGAUAAGAGAUGAUAAUGAUAGGAUAGUUCCAAAUCAUAGCUUAGAGGAGAAUGAUCAAAUCAGACUUCAACUAUCGAACAAGCUAUUGUCAUUACUCAUCACAAACUUUUGUCUCUGCUGAAAUAUUCAUGUAAGACAUUUGGUCACUCAAGGGCUGAUGAAGAUCCUUCUAGAGCACAAUCUGGGAAAUCCACCGUUGACUAAAGAAUUUGAGUAUUUCCAAGAUAGGAUCAUGAACAAUGAAAGUAUCUACUGUGCUCUCAUCAUUGGUUCUUUAUUAAUCAACGAGCCGGGCAAUUCCAAAGAUGAGAGGAAUUCUACAAACAAUAUCGUAUAUUCUCAGAUGGAUGAAACUUUUGAAAUAUUCCUUAGAAAAUAUGGAGCCAAAAGAAGAAAUCAAGCCAUUCAAAUUUUUGAGGCUUGCCUCUUCAUUCUCAAAGUAAAUUUGAACCAAAAUUUGUACAGGAAACGAAGAAAUAAGUCAUCAAAGAACGAGUUCUUGAGCCUCCUUACUACUAUGAGUGGGCAGAAGGUAUUGAGGUACGCCUGAAUCUUGUUUAAAGAGGCCUCAAUCUCCUAUUCAAAAAUGGAAGAGCUUGGCUACUCAGAAAACUGCACUAUCGUUGACAAAAUUUCCCCGUUGGUCAUCACAUUGUUGAUGUGUUUAAAACUGUUUAAGGAGAACUUCAAUAACAGUACUAGCUACUUCUUCCCACAGAUUAUUUGGGAGUACUUGGAAGAGGACAAACUCAGCCUUCAGGAGCUGACUAUUUUGAAAUCAGUUCUGAAGGACACACUCAAAAAUGAAAAAUUAACUCAAAACUUGAAGGACGUCAUUAAAGAGAUUCAAAAGAAAAUACAUAAUGGAUUGAAGAAGAGAGAAGAAAAUAAGGAAGAGAGUAAGGAAGUUUCGAUACAAGAUGAUUUAAAGUCCCUUGAUUACCUUUGAGAGGAAACUGUUGAAAGAUAUGAGCUCUUCCUUGACUUAACAAAGGAUAUUAAAGUAGUUGGUCUUAUAACGCCUCCUAUCCCGAUGAAAGAGAAGAAGAGACCCCGCUUCACAGAUAUUUAUGAGAUUUCUAAUGAAAUGAACAAUGAUGAAAUCCCUAGCGUGGAUUAUAUGCUUGCAGAUGAUGAAGACCUUUAUUUUCAAGUGUACUCAGAAUAUGUUCGCCAGAGUGUAAACUCAUUAUCCAAAAGACCUCUACCGAAAAAGGCUUCUAGGACAACUGCAAAGAAAUUGAGAGGGCGGAGACAAGAAGGAAUGAAUUCAAGGAAUGAUCAAAUCAAUUUGGAAUUAUAAUUGAAGAGGAAUCUAAUAGUGAAUUUUCAAGCAGUUAUAGAAGUUCAAGAGUGAAGUCUCCCUUGAACCAAGAAGUAGUAUCUAUUUCCAAGCGUCAGAGAGGCCUGAACAAGAUAUCUCCCCAAUACGAUAAGUACACAGUGAAAGAUAGCCAGAACAAGAAUAUUUCUAAGAUGAGAAAGGAGAUGCAUCAGUUCUCACAGUAUAUAUAAGCUCCCAGAAACGAUCCGGGCAAAAAGAACCCCAAGAAAUACAAUUUGAUAUACCAGAACCCCUUAUAGAAGAGUUCAGUGAAGAUUCUGAGAAAUCUAGCUGACCUGAUAAAGAUUCUUCAUAUGAUGAAGAUUCGAAUAGUGAAGAAGAAAUCGACACAAGACCACGAAUGAAAAAGAAUAAGCUCUAA